This is a messenger RNA of Mercurialis annua (annual mercury), 1859 nucleotides long. Its product is annotated as polycomb group protein EMBRYONIC FLOWER 2-like. The transcript has 15 exons. Lineage: Eukaryota; Viridiplantae; Streptophyta; Magnoliopsida; Malpighiales; Euphorbiaceae. Gene Ontology annotation, molecular function: chromatin DNA binding. Gene Ontology annotation, cellular component: nucleus. The record is from RefSeq and is a predicted model, not a curated record. The coding region runs from base 316 to 1608 and encodes 430 amino acids.
AAUCUCUAAUAGCUCGCGAGUUGGCUCGCCUUGUUACACCCUAGAGUUUGCAAUUUGUAACGGCCAUACUAACGAACUACCGAAGGUUAAAGAAAGUGGAUUACAAUUUACAAUUAGCACAGCAUUAAAGUAAGAAAAAAGGAACAGGUCUGGUCUGUCUGUUCUGGGUGUCAGAGAAAUCUGUUCCCAACUCCAAAGGGUGUCUAAAUUUAGAUUUUAGUCUGAAACCUAGUCGUUACAUCCUUGAUUUCUUCAAAAUUUCACUCACUUUCCGGCUAAAAGUUUUCAUCUUUGGAAGGUGGGAAUUUUGAAGAGAUGUGUCAUCAGAAUUGUUGUGUGCAUUUAUCUGCCGAUGAAACAGUUGCAGCUGAAGAAAGUCUUUUAAUUUAUUGCAAACCUGUUGAACUUUAUAAUAUUCUUCACUCUCGGGCUCAAUCCAAUCCUGCAUUUCUUCGAAGAUGUUUGCGUUACAAAAUGAAAGCAAGCCGUAAAAGAAGGUUGGCAGCUGGAGUUGUGAUUUUCAACUACAGAGAUUACAACAACAAACUACAAAAAACUGAAGUCACGGAGGACUUCUCUUGUCCAUUUUGCUUGAUGAUGUGUUUGAGUUUUAAGGGUUUACGGUAUCAUUUAUGCUCUUCACAUGAUCUAUUGAACUUCGAGUUCUGGGUAAAUGAAGAGUACCAAGCAGUGAAUGUCUCUGUGAAAAUUGAUAGAUUGUUAUCAGAGACUAUUGCAGAUGGUGUAGAGCAAAGGCAGCAAUCAUUCUUCUUCUGCUCUAGGUCUCGAAGACGCAAAUCAAGAAAUCAUGAUCAAAAUAUGAAACAAGUUUCUGUACAGUUCUUGGAGUUGGAAAGCAUAAAUGAGGAAUUUUUGAGGAAGGACGAUGGUGAGAAUGGUUUCAAGUCAUCUUCCAGUGAAAAAGAUAUGCAUAAUUCGAUGCAUGGAGCAGAAAACUAUAGUCCUGAGAAUCCUAACGCAACAGAGUUGAUAGAGCGUGUAGCGUCAAGUUCUAAUAUCUUAGGUUUUUCAAUUGCGAAGAUUCAAUCUCCUGUGGACUCUGAAUGUGCUGUUAAAUCACAAUGUGGAAACGGUACAUCACUCCCUACUGGUGUCCAUAUUGCAAAAGCAAGGAGGUUAACAGUGGACCGGGUAGACCCUAGAAACCGUGCACUCCUACAAAAACGGCAGUUCUAUCACUCUCACAGAGUUCAGCCUAUGGCACUUGAAGAAGUACUAGAGGAUCGAGACAGUGAAGAUGAAGUUGAUGAUGACAUUGCAGAUUUUGAAGAUAGACGGAUGCUCGAUGAUUUUGUGGAUGUUAGCAAAGACGAGAAGCAGCUUAUGCAUCUCUGGAACUCAUUUGUGAGAAAGCAAAGAGUGCUGGCAGAUGGUCAUGUUUCGUGGGCGUGUGAAGCAUUCUCAAAAUUUCAUGGACAGGAGCUGGUUCGAUCCCCUGCUUUGUUUUGGUGUUGGAGAUUAUUCAUGAUAAAGCUGUGGAACCAUGGUCUUCUUGAUGCAAGCACAAUGAACAACUGUAAUAUAAUUCUUGAAAGAUGUCGAGAUGAGGUAUCUGGCGCUAUGAAAACUGAAAGAGGAGACGAUUAGUGACGUAACAAGUUAUCGGUGACGGAACCAUUCAAUGCACACCCCUAGACCCUAGUCUUAACCUAUUCUUUGUUCACUCCUUAUCAUAUUGAGCCAUUGUAUAUUGGCAUUGUUUGCUUGUACAUUGAAAGGGCAUUUGAGCUCCAUUUCUGCUGUUGUAAUUUCAUUCAUCCCAAGUGGUUGAAAACACAAUUUUUCUAGAAAAAGUUUCCUGAUUAUGAAAAGAAAAUCAUUAAUUAGGAUUUUCCCCA